AGGCAUGACGGCCCCCGAGUUUCUCUCUCUCGCUGUGUGUUGUGUCCAAUGUCAUAUCAUAUCAUGCAAGAGGGGCAUAAGAAUAAGCCCCUCCCGCACACGUCAUUGCCUUCCCUUAUACCCAGGUCUCUCAUUUCUUCAUUCAAAUUCAUUCAUCCCUCCAUCCCUCCAACGCCCCCAACCCUUUAAUUUUCCAUGAGAUCUAUCGCAACGCUUUCAAUAUGAGCAUCUAUCGAGAUUCUUUCUAUUUCCAAUAAAACCCCAUGUUUUUUACUUGAAUUUUUUUGGGUUUUCUUUUUGUUUUCCGCGAUUUCUCUCCGAUAUCGUUUCUGGGUUCAAUCUGGAUUUGUGAUUUACAGAGUAAUCGGAGAUUAGAGAGGGAAAUGGGUAGUGGGGUGGAUGAAAAUGGGGUCGUGUUGUUUUCUUGCGAGGAGUUGAGUGAGAUGAGUGGGGUUAAGUUCGGUGGAGACUUUGUGGAGGUCACUUGUGGCUGUACCAGUCAUCGAUAUGGCGAUUCUGUUGGAAGGUUGAGGGUUUUUGUUAAUGGUGAACUUGAAAUCACCUGUGAAUGCACUCCUGGUUGUCAUGAAGACAAGUUGAGUCCUGCUGCAUUUGAGAAGCACUCGGGACGAGAAACGGCUCGAAAAUGGAAGAACAAUGUUUGGGUCAUAGUUGAUGGAGAUAAGGUUCCACUCUACAAGACUGUGCUCCUCAAGUACUACAACCAGGCGCUAAAAAGCAGCAAUGGAUCCGGAAGAUCCCAAAGCGGACGAGUCUGUCAUCGUGACGAGUUUGUUCGAUGUAGUAGAUGCAACAAGGAACGCAGAUUUCGACUUAGAACAGAAGAGGAAUGCCGAAUACACCAUGAUGCAUUGGCUGAUAGUAAUUGGACUUGUGCUGAUCUACCAUAUGACAGAAUAACAUGUGACACCGAUGAAGAACGAGCGAGUCGGAGGGUUUAUAGGGGAUGCAGCCGUUCGCCAACGUGCAAGGGCUGCACUUCCUGCGUCUGCUUCGGGUGUGAUAUCUGUCGUUUUUCAGAAUGCAGCUGCCAGACUUGCAUCGACUUCACAAGGAACGCAAACGCUUGAUUCUGCAGAACAAUUCUUCUGCUCUGAUUAUUCCCAUUUCAUUUCUUUGUAUGAUGCUCUUCUCAUACAACAUUUCAAGGACAUCCAAGAAGAGAAAUAUCAGGUUAAACUCUGCCUUAUUUAACGUCUUUACUGACCAUUACAGCAGUACAUUUAGAUUCAGUAGUUCUAUUGCCUUUCUGUGAUGAGUUUGUGUGACAUUAACAUAACAACGUAUUGGCAUGCGAUUUUCAUGG
Cucurbita moschata (crookneck pumpkin) is the source of this 1327-nucleotide messenger RNA. RefSeq names its product protein ULTRAPETALA 1-like. NCBI's taxonomy places the organism in Eukaryota, Viridiplantae, Streptophyta, Magnoliopsida, Cucurbitales, Cucurbitaceae. The transcript has 3 exons. The coding region runs from base 384 to 1091 and encodes 235 amino acids. The record is from RefSeq and is a predicted model, not a curated record. Gene Ontology annotation, cellular component: nucleus; cytosol.